Haliotis rubra (blacklip abalone) is the source of this 1634-nucleotide messenger RNA. RefSeq lists its product as uncharacterized. Bases 166 to 807 code for a protein of 213 amino acids. Lineage: Eukaryota; Metazoa; Mollusca; Gastropoda; Lepetellida; Haliotidae. The transcript has 6 exons. The record is from RefSeq and is a predicted model, not a curated record.
UGUGCAGCACUUGUACCUUGAAGUCAUUUAUAGUUCAGAUAAUCAUUCAAGGAAGAUUGAUGUGAUAUUGCUGACGAUCGGCAAACACAUAGAUAAGCUCUAGGGCGAUCGAACAGGGUGGCUAUUUGUCCGAUUUUAAGGUGGCUCUGAUAUUGCUUCACAAACAUGGCCGACCAAGAGAAGAGGAGCGUUUAUAUCGCUAAUGGAAUUAUAUCGGGCUUGGUGCUCGCAUGUGGGACUGUUUUCAGCGCCUUGAUGGGCGUAUACUUCGACAGUUUCUUCAAGGGCGCGGCAAGUUUUACAGGAUUUGCAUAUCUUCCAGUAUGGGUUUUAGGUUUCGCUUACAUCGUGCCAGGACUCAUAGGACUCAUGGCAACUUGCUGUCGGGCAAAAGGAGGCUACAUUGCCCAGAUGGUAUUCUGCAUCCUGACUCUCCUGGCCAUGGGGAUCUUCGUCGUCGUGGCAUUACUGGCAUUGACGGGAAUCGGUUAUGCCAACAAAUCUUGCGACGAUGCCCUCGACGAUCUAUGCACUGGCACUGCAAGGAGGUUCUUCGCCGUCCUGUACAGCAUUAUUGAUCAGCAUGAUACUUGGUUGGCUCCUCACACUGGUCAUCACAAUACUGGGCGGUGUGCUGGCCUGUCGACCACAACCCAUCCCCGGAAUGGUAUAGGUGCCAAUGAACACAGUAUCCGUGGUCGGCGGCAAUCAGAUGAUGAACGCUGGAUGGACACCCAAUAUGGCAAUACCACAAACAAACCAAGGAUUUCAAGUCGAAAAAUAUUAGCUCUGCUUCUCUGUGUCUAACGUCUUAUAUAAUUUUAUCUAUAUCUGCAAACGGCGUGUAACAGUUCACGAAAUGACUGGCGGUUGUAACAUCGUCCAUAGAAGCACCCAUAAAGGACGUCUGAUACGAUGGAACGGAAUGAUCAAAUCAUUCAGCCUGACCACCCAAUUCACAUGGUCGCCUUUAGUGACCAGCAUGAAGAUAUAUGACCAGAAAAUGCUAAUUGGGAUUAUGGGACAGAAUAGGUCAUAAAUAUCAGUGUUUGUCACGCGAGGCGAACAAAAAAGGUGUUGUUUUGUUGGUUGGAUUGCUUGCUUACCUGCUUGCUUGCCUGCAUGCUUGUUUAACGCCGCACUCAGUAAUAGUCCAGAUAUAUGACGGCGGUCUGUAAAUAAUCGAAUUUGGACCAGAUAAACCAGUGAUCAACAGCAUGAGCAUCGAUCUAUGCAACUGGGAUGACGUGUCAAGCAAGUCAGUGAGUCUGACCACCCGACCCCGUUCCAAAUGGGCUAGAUGUUUGUUAGGAUCUCCAGCCUUACCUCUAAACCUAACUGAACAAAUCAACAUCGCUUUUCAUUUCGUCAACUUCUGUUUUGUGUGUCAAAGCUUUGGUUUUAUUGUCCAGGUGUUAUUUCAUAAACUGGUAAGAUAACAAAUCGUUAUGAUACAUAAGUGUCUUAACACCUUCCUCAUAUUUCAUUGGCUGAGAUCAUGGAUCCUGACCUGGCCCUGACUAUGAUCAUACAUUUCUUUACAAAACCAUUAAUCACAUAAAACGAGAACAAAUGUUUUGGUUUUUUUUUACGAUUGCAGCUUUUAGUUUGUAAAUAAAUGUCAGUGUUUUACA